AUGUCUCGAACAAUGGUGUCGAUCUGGGUCUACAUCUGCCGUCUACCCGCUGGGUUUCCGACCAUCAUGUGCGAGAUCCCAGAUCCGGGGGACUGGGGAGAUGCGGCGGCUCAGCUUUGCGGCUUGUUGCCCCUGCUCGGCUUCGUUGGUGCCGCUCCAAGCUGCAACCAUGAGUGCAACCGUGCUUGUUGGACAUCCCGGUUCAACGUCAACACGGACUACGAAAACGAAUGGCCCGUCACUGGGGUUACACGGAAAUUCGACUUGGAAAUCACCGAAGUGGAUGAAUGGGUUGGCCCAGAUGGUCACAUCAAGAAGGGAGCCAUGCUCAUCAAUGGCGGGUACCCAGGUCCACUCAUCAAGGCGGACUGGGGCGACAGGAUCGAGGUCACAGUCACGAACAGGCUUAAGGUCAACGGCACGUCCAUGCACUGGCAUGGUUUCCACCAGCUGAACAGCAACAGCCAAGAUGGCGUGGCUGGAGUUACCGAGUGUCCCAUCCCUCCCGGUGACAGCAGGAUCUACUCGUUCCUGGCAACUCAGCAUGGAACUUCCUGGUACCACUCGCACAUCUCCUCGCAAUAUGCCAAUGGCAUCGUUGGCCCGAUCCAGAUCAACGGUCCUUCCUCCUACCCGUACGAUACCGACCUCGGCGUCUUCCCUAUCAGCGACUGGUACUAUGACUCCGCUGAGCAUAUUGGUGUCCCUGGCUCUCCUCCGCCGAGUAACAACAUCCUCUUCAACGGCAUGAACGUCGCACCCAACGGAACUGGAGGCGAAUAUGCGAGAUUGAAGUUCACAAAGAACAAGCGUCAUCGUCUCAGGUUGGUCAACACCUCUGCCGAUAACACAUUUGUUGUUUCGAUCGUUGGUCACAACAUGACGGUUAUUGAGACGGACUUUCGUUAUGAUGUCGUUAUCAAGGCGGACCAAGAGGUGGACAGCUACUGGCUCAACGCAACUCUGUCUUCGACUCCCCUUUGCGGCGCAUCGCUCAACCCUCACCCAGCUGCCAUUGUCUCAUACGAAGGCGCCGACGAGACCAGAUUGCCCACCAACAUCGGCCUGCCUGCAAUCGAACAGUUCUGCGAGGACGAAGUCACUGCUAAGCCCCUAACCUCGAGGACGGCGCCAAAGGCAGACUUCACCAACACCAAGGUGGAUACCCUGGCUGUGACCCUUGACGUGAAAGAGGUGAACAAGGGCAUCUCCAAGGUGCUUUGGGCGGUUGAUGGCUCGGCCAUCGAUGUCCAGUGGGAGAAGCCGACGUUGGAGUACGUCGUCGAAGGGAACUUUACGUUUCCGAGACAAGCGAACAUUAUCAAGCUGCCAGAAGCUGCCAAGUGGUCCUUCUGGGUAAUCCAAAACAACUCUCCCGCGCCGCAUCCCAUGCAUCUCCACGGCCACGACUUCCUAAUCCUCGGCCGUUCCCGUUUCGUCGCCAACCCACUCGUCGACCCCGGUCGUCCCAUCGUCUUUGACCCUGCCGUUGACGGUCCCCAUCUCAAGUUCGACAACCCCACGCGGCGCGAUACCACGGUCCUCCCGCCCUUCGGUUGGCUUGUGAUCGCUUUUGAGGCCGGCCACAACCCCGGUUCGUGGGUGUUCCACUGCCAUAUCCCUUGGCACAUGAGCCAGGGACUCAGUGUCCAGUUCCUUGAAAGGGCCGAUCUGAUCAACUCGGUGAUGCCGAAUUUGAUGCCGGAGUUGAGGAUGAAGUGUGAUGAUUGGGGGGAUUAUGCUAAUAAGGACCCGGGAUUUAAGAUGAGGAAGAUUGAUUCGGGCAUUUGAGUUGAGUGGUGAAGUUGCGGUGGGCUGAGAGGGAGGUGGAGGGUUUUUCUUCUUGUGUAUUCUCUUCUUGUUGUUGGGUACUUGGUAGGUUGGAUAAGUAAUACAAAGAUGAUUCGAAACUGC
This is a messenger RNA of Neurospora tetraspora, 1914 nucleotides long. RefSeq names its product Cupredoxin. Gene Ontology annotation, molecular function: copper ion binding; oxidoreductase activity. The transcript has 10 exons. The coding region runs from base 1 to 1791 and encodes 596 amino acids. NCBI's taxonomy places the organism in Eukaryota, Fungi, Ascomycota, Sordariomycetes, Sordariales, Sordariaceae. The record is from RefSeq and is a predicted model, not a curated record.